CCACCUCUAUACGUGUGAGGAAAACAAAACGUGUUCUGUGCUUACAACGAUUUUCUUCCAACUAAAUCAAAAACUUGAGAAAAAAAUCAAUAGAAUUUAGAUCAUUUUACUCAGGAAUAUGGGAUUGCUGUCCUUGCUACGUAAGCUACGAUCGACACCAGAAAAGGAACUCAGGAUUUUACUACUUGGUUUGGAUAACGCCGGCAAGACAACACUACUAAAACAACUAGCUUCCGAGGAAGUUUCACAGGUCACCCCGACUGCAGGCUUCAACAUUAAAUCCGUCGUCUCCGAUGGUUUUAAACUAAACGUAUGGGACAUCGGAGGUCAAAGCAAGAUACGACCCUACUGGAAAAACUACUUCGAGAAUACCGAUGUGUUGAUCUACGUCAUCGAUUCGAGUGAUCGAAAGCGACUCGAGGAGACGGGUGACGAACUGGCGGAACUGUUGCUGGACGAUAAACUUAAGAAUGUUCCGCUACUGGUGUUCGCCAACAAGCAAGACAUUGCUGGUUCUCUUAAGGCCUCCGAGAUUGCCGAAUGUCUGAAGCUGGUUAAGCUAAAAAAUCGUACCUGGCAGAUACAGGGCUGCUCUGCCCUGGAAGGAACCGGAGUUAAGGAUGGAAUGGAUUGGGUUUGUAAAUGUAUUAAAAAGUAAGGCUUAAUGAUUUUUAAAGUUUUUCCUGACCGCUGGACGUGGUCUAUGUGUCCUAGUUUUCUUUGAAUUCUAAAUUCUCAUUCUUUGCCACACAAGCAAGAGAUUGUUUUAUAAAAGUGCAAUAUCUAGCAAUUACCCAAAUAUGAGUAAAAUAAAACAAACAACCGAG
Molecule: messenger RNA, 827 nt
Organism: Wyeomyia smithii (pitcher-plant mosquito)
Lineage: Eukaryota; Metazoa; Arthropoda; Insecta; Diptera; Culicidae
Product: ADP-ribosylation factor-like protein 3
Exons: 5
Coding region: 119-658 (179 amino acids)
Biological process (GO): cilium assembly
Cellular component (GO): microtubule cytoskeleton; cytoplasm
Molecular function (GO): GTP binding; GTPase activity
Source: RefSeq, a predicted model, not a curated record